Molecule: messenger RNA, 1039 nt
Organism: Saprolegnia parasitica CBS 223.65
Lineage: Eukaryota; Oomycota; Saprolegniomycetes; Saprolegniales; Saprolegniaceae
Exons: 2
Source: RefSeq, a predicted model, not a curated record
CAUGGCGCAAGCGAUGGCUGCGGCGUUGGACGAGCACGUGGUCAUUGUGCGCACGUCGGGCCUUCGACCUGGCCGAGAAAACACGCUUGUCGACCACGUUGACGUACUUCGGAAGCUGUACACAAGUGCGCUCUCGUCACUCCACGCCAACUACACCGACGCCGAAACCAAUUGGGCGGCCCGCGUCGCGGCUAUUCAGUCGGAGCUCGCGCACGAGGUCGACGCAUCCGCGAGUCUACGAGCAAGCCACGUAACAGAGCUUGACCAGCUCACCCAGCGCCUCGAGACGACCCAUUUUGAAGAGCUCGAGAGCCUCACCAAACUCUACGACGAUAAAGUCGUCGAGAUCCAAGCGGCCGCCGACGCGCAGCUCACAGUCACCGAGGCCGCGUACAAUGAAAAAGUCGCACUGUUGCGCGCCAAGGCCAAAUCAUGGAAAGUUGCGUACGAAUCCAAGCUCAAAGACGCCGUGACGAGCAAGAUUGACGCGCUCAAGACGCAGGCUGAGCUCCAGCUGCAGGCUGUCUUGACUCAGCUCGACAAGGAAGCCCAGGUCCUGACGAGUGCACUGCAAGAUGCGCGGUGCCACGCAAAGUCGCUCGAGCGGCAACUCGCACAAGCCAACGCGCGCAUUCACGAACUCGAGGCCGCCACGCCACGCAGCGAAGUCGCCAUCUGCAAGCUCGAAGCCCAGGUCGCCAGCGAGGCCAAAGCCGUGGAGGAACUAAAAACCAAGUACGACGCACUGUUAGCCACGCACCGGGCGCUCCAGACGCAAAUGGUCGAAGAGAAAACGCGGCUCCAAGGACUUCUCGAAGAGCAGUUGGCCCGUGCCAAGCAAGACGAAAUGGAGCGACUCCAUGAGCGAGUGCGCCAUGCGAUGGAGAUGAAGGCUGCCGUGAUUAGCCAGCUCGAAGCAGCGGUGCUCGGGGCAGAGAAUCGUGCUGCGCUGGCCGAGCACGCCCUCAAUCAAAUCCACACGGAGAUGAUGACCAGCUCGCGCUGCGACGUCCUCGAAGCCUUUCCCAUCGAUGCAUGA